This is a messenger RNA of Anguilla anguilla (European eel), 2357 nucleotides long. Its product is annotated as regulator of G-protein signaling 9-binding protein. Gene Ontology annotation, cellular component: neuron projection; photoreceptor outer segment. The coding region runs from base 102 to 830 and encodes 242 amino acids. Lineage: Eukaryota; Metazoa; Chordata; Actinopteri; Anguilliformes; Anguillidae. The transcript is spliced from 2 exons. The record is from RefSeq and is a predicted model, not a curated record. Gene Ontology annotation, biological process: G protein-coupled receptor signaling pathway; detection of light stimulus involved in visual perception.
UUCCAGUAAUACAAGGGAAAAGAUGCCCUUGAAUAGACGGGGAUUCAUCAACGGACAUUUGAACAGCAAAGAAAGAAGGAAGAUACGCAUUUUGGUUAAACAUGGGGAAAGAGGAAUGCAAAACGAUGCUGGAUGCUCUUAACAAAGUAACCGCCUGCUAUAGACAUCUGGUCAUUACUCUCGGGAGCACCUCGGAUUCGCAGAAUCUGCGGGAAGAGCUGAAGAAGACUCGCAAAAAAGCCCAGGAACUGGCCACGGCUAACAGGACGAAACUGACGGCUCUGCUGAAAGACAAGACGAUAAGCAAAGACGACCGAACCGAAUACGAGCGGCUAUGGGUGUUGUUCUCAAGCAGCAUGGAGCUGUUGGAUGUAGACAUGAAAAGGUCUUUGGAAAUCGGUCAGGAUUUCCCAUUAAAGGUUCCCACGAGACACCUUAUACAGACGGGGAUGACUGGCAGUACCACCACCGUAGCCGCCAGAGCCAUGAGCGUACAGAAUAUGAAGUACGAGGCGGAUAGCAACAUCGACACCGCGGAUCUGAAGGAGCUGCAAACCGAGAUCACCCAGGUUGGCCAGAUGAUGGAGGAAAUGGAGAUGAAAGUCCAGGUCGCACCGUGGGCAGUAGAAGCCAAGCAGGAGGCAGGAGCUGAGUUGAAGUCAACAGUUAGCGUUGGAAAUUCGUCCGUUGGGGUAAUUUCCAUUUGCGAGGAGGAGCCCAAAGAUGUUGACGGUGAGCCUGGCCUCAUGAAAGUUUUCGCAGGGAUCAUUUUCACAGUUAUCGUGCUCAUCGCGGGCAUCCUAGCAUAUUGCGUGAUUAACCUUUCUUGAACUAUAUAAACACACGAGCUAUGUGAAGUUCGUCCUGGUGGGACACCAGUAGUAAAUUGAUGAUCUCAAGAGAUCAAUUUUGUGAAGAACAAGAAAAAUGAAAAAGCAACCCUCUUGCGACAAGUCCUUGGGUGUUAUCGGAAUCAGCGCACCUGUGUCGGGUUUCUUUGGAUUUAAGGAUAAUUGUAAAAUACAUUUGUUCAGAACUAGCGGAGACUAGAAAGCCGAGAGAACAAGCAAGCAUACCAUGCCUCGCAUGUACAGAAUGUCAUCAACUUUCAUGCAGGUAGUAUUGCAUUUGUAGUGUAAUAUUGUGUGUCAAAGUGAUGCCAUUAUGAAAUAAAAGUGUUGUGAGGGACCGCUGUUAAUGGUUAAAACAAAGUAAAUAGUGCACAAUCCUGAAAGGGGUUAGACCAAAUAGGCUACAUGCUCUUUGUACAAAAUCCCAGAUAAUUCGAUAUAGACUACGUUAGCGCUGGUUCAUCUUAACACGUGGUCCUGUGCAAGUGGAAAAUUAGUGUUCUCACUUGCUAGUUUACCUUCUUUGUUAGGGGUAGCCUAUCAAAAAGGAAAUAAUUGUCAUGCAUUGUGAUGCAUUUCUUUGUCACUGUACGAACUUGAAAUUAGUUAUGUCACAGCUGUUAUCCAUAACUAACACAUAUUUACGAAUGUUACAGACCAAAUUAUUCUCAGAUUUUUUUUUUAUGACAAACUUGACAUUUUACAAGUAUUACAGUAACUGUUUACGCCGGGAUGUGUCCUCGCAAAUAUGACUGCGUGCAUAGUAUUGAUAUGGAAGUUGUACACCACGUUUGUGCUCAUGAACGGAUGAGAUGCAGAUGAUUUGUACACAAUAUAGCCCACACUUUUAUGACUGUGUUCAUAGUGUAUAUACAAUGAAUUAUAUUUAUUAUACAAAUAAACAAAUGUAUAAUGACAAAUGAAAACAUUAAGUUUGUUUUUGAGCAAACCUGAACCUUUGAUAACGCGAACAAUGUAGGCUAAGCCUAAAUAGGCUAUGUGCUACUGCAAUCAUAGCCUACGUGUUGUCGUUCCCAGCGUUUAACUGCCGGAUGAAAAAAUAAACACGUAAUUACUAUUUCAGCUGCUAGAGCGUAAGCAUUCAUUAGGCCUGGAGGCCCAAGGCUUCAGACGUUAACGGGUACAGAAAUUUGAUGCAGGAAAAGAUGCAUACUGUGAACUUUUGUCCGUCAGGACAAUUUGUCCAUUUUUAUAGUUGUAAAUUUAACGAUUCUUCUGAUGAUUGAACCCAUUUAACUUUGUUAAAAAGGGACAGUGCACAAAACAACAUAGCAGUAAUAGCAGAUUUAGCAGUUCAAUUAAUGUACAACUGUACUCUUUAUACAUAGACAAUCAUGAAAAAAGUUUUAUUUCAGAUGCUGUCUGAAGCACUGCAUUGCAGCACUGCAGAUUUCUACUUCUUAAGGUGUAUUUUUGCAUAUUGCACAGGCGGUGUUGUGUUUGCACUCUCAAUAUCCCCUUUGAAUAAAAGUUCAUCAUUUAGGA